Arabidopsis lyrata subsp. lyrata is the source of this 419-nucleotide messenger RNA. RefSeq names its product defensin-like protein 285. Lineage: Eukaryota; Viridiplantae; Streptophyta; Magnoliopsida; Brassicales; Brassicaceae. The transcript is spliced from 2 exons. Bases 65 to 361 code for a protein of 98 amino acids. The record is from RefSeq and is a predicted model, not a curated record.
CUAUAAAAUUCUCUUUAAACCCCACUCAUCGUAUCCAACAUUCAAAUACACACAAUUGUUAGCUAUGACCAACCUUUAUUUUAAGACGGCUUUUCUUCUCUCCCUCUUGUUGUCCUUCUCUUAUCAAAGUAAAAUAAUCGAUGCAAAGGAAGACAACGGAAGUCCUACUAAUCCGUCCCCUUCAAUGAUAGAUUUAGAAGAAGGAAAUACAAAAACAAUCGAUGUGAAUCAUGGAGGGAUAUGUGAUACAUACCUUGAGUGUGGAAAGAUGCUAUGUUCUGAUUAUCGUCGGGCGUGUUGCGUAAAUGGAAAGUGUAUUUGCCGCAAACCAGGCCAAAAUGUGCCAAACUGCCCAAACUAAAUUAUGUAAAAAUUUCUUAAUUCAUAUAUAAACAACCGUCAAUGCACCUUAGUUAUUA